Molecule: messenger RNA, 864 nt
Organism: Papilio machaon (common yellow swallowtail)
Lineage: Eukaryota; Metazoa; Arthropoda; Insecta; Lepidoptera; Papilionidae
Gene: eca
Product: transmembrane emp24 domain-containing protein eca
Exons: 4
Coding region: 95-745 (216 amino acids)
Biological process (GO): Golgi organization; endoplasmic reticulum to Golgi vesicle-mediated transport; intracellular protein transport
Cellular component (GO): endoplasmic reticulum; endoplasmic reticulum-Golgi intermediate compartment; Golgi apparatus
Source: RefSeq, a predicted model, not a curated record
CAAACAAAAUGUAGCGUAAGAUGACGUGUGUCAUGUCAUAUUGUCGAUAUAUUUGUCUGAUUUGCCGAUCUUAAUUUCUAAAUACGAAAACAUCAUGUUUUACAAAUUAUCCUCUUUUAUAGCAUUAUUUCUAUUAAUAGAUGUAACAUCAGCAUUAUAUUUUCACAUAGCUGAGGGUGAAAGAAAAUGUUUUAUAGAAGAAAUCCCCGAUGACACUACAGUUAUAGUAAACUACAAAGUGGAGCUCUAUGAUCCUAGGUCAGGAGGUUUUAUGCCAUCAACACCUGGUAUUGGUAUGCAUGUAGAAGUCAGAGACCCUAAUGACAAAAUUGUACUCUCCCGUGUGUACUCAUCAGAGGGAAUGUACUCAUUUACAUCCACCACUCCCGGUGAACAUGUAAUUUGCAUGUACUCUAACAGCACAUCAUGGUUCAGCGGCUCACAGUUGAGAGUGCAUCUAGACAUUCAAGUGGGUGAGCAUGCAGUGGACUAUGCAAGUGUGGCCAAGAAGGACAAGUUGUCGGAGCUGCAGCUCAGGAUCAGGCAGUUAUUGGAUCAAGUGCAUCAAAUUACUAAAGAGCAGAGCUAUCAAAGGCAAAGAGAAGAGAGGUUCAGGCAGACAUCGGAGAGCACAAAUCAGCGUGUCUUAUGGUGGAGUCUGCUACAAACGGGCGUGCUCAUUGGUAUUGGCUACUGGCAGAUGAGGCAUCUCAAGAGCUUCUUUGAGGCUAAGAAACUAGUUUAAAUGUUGUGCUAUUUCUUUGUAAUAUAAAUCCUAAAAUAAAAUAAUUUAAACAGUAGUUUUGUGUUCUGUGUUUUUUGUAAAUGAUCUGUAUUUUUCCAUUAAAUACUAUUACAGAAUAU